UCCAUCACAGGCGGAAGUGAUUCCUUCACAAUAAAAGCUCCAGUCUGUUCAGACGCAGGUCUGUCAGCAGGUGCGCGUGCACGUGAAGCGCUCGGCCUGAAAUCUGGAGUUUGGGGUGAAACGGGCCGUCCUCUGCGCAUGCUCAGUGACGGUCGGUGCUUCUGCAGCUGCUCUGUGAGCUGAGCGCGCGCGCGGACCCGUCCGGACCGCCAGCGCGCGCGGCGGCUUUGGGGAGGCGUGGAGCCCGAACCCCGAUCCCAGCAGCUCUGUGUUCGGCUGAGGAUGCGCCGUGCACGCGCAGUCCAGAUGAAUUUUGACGUGCGUCCCCGCUGGGAGCCCCCCCGCAGGUGAGCGCGCCUCCAGAGGCGGGACCGUCUUCGGCACCCAUGGACCCCGUCCCGGAGUACUCCCUGUUCCUGGGCCGGAUCCUGGACGAGCUGGGCUCCCAGAGCUCCAGCAGGACCCACCAGGACCUGUGCGGCUCCCUGUGCGCGCGCUUCGACCUCGUGCACCUGGCCAAGCUCCGGAGUCUGUUGUUCUCCAUGGCCUGUCUGGAGCCCUCCUUUCCCGCCGCGCUCUUCCAGGACCGGAUGCGCCGCAGCCCACCGGAACCGCAGGCCCGGAAGCUGACGGUGGCUGCAGACAUCGUCAGCAUCUUCAACCUGAUCCAGAUGGACCGGGACGCCAAGGAGACGCCCGCCGCGGCCAGCCCGGAGCCUCUCCAGGGGGGGGAAGCCUUCCGUUACCAGGACAACCAGAGGAGAGCUGGCCUCCAGCCGCACCUGGAGGUCCAGGGUCCCUCUGCCGCCCUGCAGCCGGACCGGUCCACCAGCUGCCAGUUGGACCCGAACUUCCUGCUGCGUCCCGCUGGGAAGGACAGAGUCCCGCCUCAGAGCGGCCCCCCCUCCCCGAAGAGCUCCUACUUCUCCAUGAACGUGGACGGCGGGUCCAGCACCGAACCGGAGUCCCUGCAGGCCCGGGACGGCUUCAGCCCCUCCCGCAGCCAGAGGAGGAGCGACGUCCACGACCGCCGGACCUUCUGCCCGCAGGUGAUCACGGCUGAAUGCAAGCAGGCCAGCAAAGCGGCUGAGGCGUACCACCGGAGGGACCUGCAGAAGCCCCCCACCUUCUUCAACCACAGCUUUGAACUGCCGUACAGCAACCCCUACUUUGAACCGGCGCCGGGCUCCCCCCUUCAGGACCAGCUGAGGGUGAAGCACGAGAGUCUGGACGAUCUGCAGACCUCUACCUACUUCGGUCCGACUCCAGCGUCCCAGAGGCCUAUCGGCUUGAAGCACAGCACCAAGUCAGGGAGUCAGGGGGCGUGGCCUGUGAAGAGCCUCAGCCUGAACACAGAAGAAGGCCCGCCUGACUUUAAGAGGCCUUACCUGAACAGCAAGCCCCUCAGAGGAAUCCACAGAUGCAACAUCAGCACCAUCAGUGCUAACAAGCACUUCCACUGCCAACAAGAACCGGCGGUGAAUUCCCCGGACUCUGCAAAACCGGGGAACGGCGUUCAGACGAAGGAUGUGGCGGUGCUGGCUCGAGGAGCAGCCAAGGCCUUCAGGGACAAAAGCAUGGGCGGGGCCUCCUUUCAGGGCGGAGACAGCUCCUUCAGCGUGGGAACUCAAACCGAGCAGAAGAAGGCAAGGGACUUGCAGGACCGGGACCGGCCCAACCCGAGACACCCCCCGGAGGACUCAGAGGUCAUCAGCGAUGACAUCAGUGACAUUUUCCGCUUCCUGGACGACAUGAGCGUCUGCGACUCUCUGGGCAUCGUCCAGUCUUCGCGCCACAACAGCACCGGGUCACUCUCUCAGGUGACCCUGAAGUCAGACGGCGACAGCUCGCCGGAGCGUAACACCAUCAAGCUGGCCAAGUCCAAGGUGGACCGGCUCUUCCACUCACUGGAGAACUCGGAUGACGAGCUGAAGCUGAGCGUCUGCAAGCUGGUGGUGAGGAUCGGGGAGAUCGAGAAGAAGCUGGAGUCGCUGUCGGGGGUUCGGGGGGAGAUAUCGCAGGUUCUGUCCAAGCUCAAUAAGCUGGACCAGAAGAUUCAGGAGCCCGAGCCCGGCGACAGACAAGCGGACAAGACCUCCGCCGCUGGGUCCGACAGGACCCCUGAAAAGCCCCGGCCGUACCCACAUCCCGCCUCAGGCCCCCACGCCUUUCACACCAUUGGCCACAAUGUGAAGGCGGAGUGGGGGCGCCCAGAAGACGGGGCCAGCAGCAGCCUGAGGAUGAAGGCGCUGAAGAGGAGUGUGUUCAGCAGAAGGCCGUCCCCCCCCCUCAACGAGGAGAACAGCGCCACCGAGUCCAAAGUGGCCAGCAUCAGCGGCUCUCCACUCGACUGGAGAACUCCAUCGCAUUCCCUCCACCCCGGGGACUUCAAGGACAGAGAGCCGGACGGCCAGGAGAGGCACCGCAAACUGACAGAGGUGGAGCGGGACCAUCACUUUGAUUACCCCCCGUCACAGCGGCCCCCAAAACCAUCCAAAAAACCUCACCUGGUUGAGCAGGUCUUUCCACCACAUCUGUUCUCCUCCGCCGCCAAGGCCCACGCCAAAGCUAACCUCGUGUACACGGACCUGAGGCUGGCAGAAGGGAGGCGGAGUCAACCAUCCUGGACCAUGGAGGAGAACAGACGCAACCUGGGAGAAAAGGGAAACCCACUCACCAAAGUGGACCUGCAGGUCCAGGAGUCUUUGAAUCCCGGUAACCUGGAGUUCUGGAUGGAGGACGUCUACACGCCGGGCUUUGACUCGCUGCUGAAGAAGAAGGAGGCGGAGUUCCGCAGGGCCAAGGCAUGUAAGAUUGGAGCGCUGAUAACGGCGGCGGCCUGCACCGUCAUCCUGGUCAUCGUGGUUCCCAUCUGCACCAUGAGGUCGUGAGAGGAGCGGCGUUCCAGCUCUGGUUGAACUUUCUCUGGUUCCAUGUUGGUGUAAACCUUAGAGUAGCUGUUGUAGGAAGUCAGCGACUGCACACAUGUCCAUGGAGUGGCUCUGAAGGUCUGUGGGAGGAGCUUAGUGUGGACCUUCUUCUGUGGGAGGAGCUUAGAGCGGACCUUCUUCUGUGGGAGGAGCUUAGAGCGGACCUUCUUCUGGUUCAGAGUCUGAAUUGGGGUGAACGUGGUCUUCACAGGAGGUCCUGCUCCUCAGAAUGUAUUCUUAGUCCUGAUCAUGACUUCCUGAAUGUAUCCACCAAUCCUCCUCUUCCUCCUCCUUUUCCUCCUCCUCCUCUUCGUCCUCUUCACCCUCCUCUUCCUCCUCCUCCUCUUCCUCCUCUUCUUCCUCCUCUUCCUCCUCCUCCCUCUGUUGUGGCUCCAGAUGUGAUCAGAUCUUCACCUGUAGAUACCUGUAGCUCUGAGGCAUGUUCUGAUAUCAGGAGAUCACUGAUUAUAAUAAAAAUAUUUGGACUGUUGA
Messenger RNA from Oryzias melastigma (Indian medaka), 3422 nucleotides. RefSeq names its product membrane integral NOTCH2 associated receptor 1 (gene minar1). Gene Ontology annotation, biological process: negative regulation of cell population proliferation; negative regulation of TOR signaling. The record is from RefSeq and is a predicted model, not a curated record. Lineage: Eukaryota; Metazoa; Chordata; Actinopteri; Beloniformes; Adrianichthyidae. The transcript has 4 exons. Bases 387 to 2891 code for a protein of 834 amino acids. Gene Ontology annotation, cellular component: plasma membrane.